This is a messenger RNA of Geodia barretti, 788 nucleotides long. The record is from the annotation of a GenBank genome assembly. Lineage: Eukaryota; Metazoa; Porifera; Demospongiae; Tetractinellida; Geodiidae.
AUGCUUACUGGACUCACUCCAUACACCAACUACUCCAUUACAGUAGCUGUAGUGAAUGAGAUGGGAAACGUGGGACCAUAUAGUUACCCCACCACAAAUCAAACUUUGGAAGAUGUUCCAGGUCCAGUAGGUGCAGUCACGGCAUCUCCCUCUUCGUCUCAAGUAACCCUGACAUGGGAGCCACCACUGACGUCUAAUGGAAUAAUCAUAGCAUAUGAGGUUUCCUACAGACAAACAGCUUCCUCAGAGCCUGAGACUAGAGUGAACUCCUCUGCUCUGGCCACUAAUUUCACCACAGAGAGCAACCUUGAGGAGGCCACUGAAUUCAUCUUCUCUGUGAGAGCCUACACCAGAGUGGGACCUGGAAAUGCUACCUCUCUUACUGUGGCUACAUUAGGUGCUGUGUCAAGUCUAACUUUAAUCAAGACCGCUGCAUUACUUGGAAUUGGAAGUGGUGUAGCAUUAAUCGGAUCAUAUUAUUGGAAUUGCCAUUUCCUGACUGUUUUCAAAAGAUCACAUCGCAGAGCCAAGCCAAGAUUGUACACAGAGGUAAUCCAGCCUAUGGUGUAGCUCUGGGUGUGAAUACAAACCAUCAAGAAAGACUGAUUCAUCACCUACCCAUACAGAGGAGCCUGUGUAUGAUACAAUCAGUUGAUUAGCAUAACUUCACCUGUAAUCAUUAAUAGAUCGUAGAAGAGUUACUGUUUCUCUGUGAUUUAGGAAUGCCAUAGUGACUAAAAAGUCUUAUCUGAGAGAAAAUGCCAUGAUAUUCAAGAUAUGUUUGUGUA